Stegostoma tigrinum is the source of this 3429-nucleotide messenger RNA. It is a transcript of the gene tars1, whose product is annotated as threonyl-tRNA synthetase 1. NCBI's taxonomy places the organism in Eukaryota, Metazoa, Chordata, Chondrichthyes, Orectolobiformes, Stegostomatidae. The record is from RefSeq and is a predicted model, not a curated record. Gene Ontology annotation, biological process: threonyl-tRNA aminoacylation. Gene Ontology annotation, cellular component: cytoplasm. The transcript is spliced from 19 exons. Gene Ontology annotation, molecular function: threonine-tRNA ligase activity; ATP binding. The coding region runs from base 70 to 2235 and encodes 721 amino acids.
GACGGAGUUCCGGUGCGCUGUCGACGGGAGGUAGCGGUUGCAUCAGUGUGAUUCGGCGGUGGGAAGGUCAUGGAGGCUGAGGUAGUGACACAGAAACUAGAGGCCAUGGAUGUCGAGGGGCAGCCUAAAGUUACAUCUGAGAAACAGAAAGGAGGCAAGAAGAAAAGCAUUAAGGAAGGUGGUGAUACAAUGAGAGCAGAGUUGGAUCCGUGGCCAGCAUAUAUUAAUGAACGCCUUGAACUGUACCACAAACUCAAAGCUGAAAGUGAUUCUAUUUUGGCAGAACGUGCUAUGAAAGAGAGUAAACCAAUAAUUGUUACUCUACCAGAUGGUAAACAAAUGCAGGGAGACUCCUGGAAAAGUACCCCUUAUCAGAUUGCAUGUGGAAUUAGUCAGGGUUUGGCCGAUAACGUGGUUAUUGCUAAAGUAAAUGGAGUGGUUUGGGAUCUGGAUCGACCGUUGGAAGAAGACUGCAGUCUCGCAUUGCUUAAGUUUGAAGAUGAGGAGGCUCAGGCUGUGUACUGGCAUUCUAGUGCCCAUAUACUGGGAGAGGCGAUGGAACGAGUCUUUGGAGGGUGUCUCUGCUACGGACCACCAAUUGAAAAUGGAUUUUAUUAUGACAUGUUCUUGGAUGAAGGAGGUGUCUCCAGCAAUGAUUUUCCAGCUCUAGAAAAUCUAUGUAAACGUAUUAUGAAGGAUAAACAACCAUUUGAGAGACUUGAAAUAAAAAAAGAAACUCUUCUGAAUAUGUUCAAGUACAACAAAUUCAAGUGUAGGAUUCUAAAUGAGAAAGUGAAUACUCCUACUACAACAGUGUACAGGUGUGGACCCUUGAUUGACUUGUGCAGAGGACCUCAUGUCAGACACACUGGAAAAAUUAAGGCUCUGAAAAUUCACAAAAAUUCUUCCACUUACUGGGAAGGCAAGUCUGAUAUGGAGACGCUACAGAGGAUUUAUGGAAUUUCUUUUCCAGAUACAAAAAUGUUGAAAGAAUGGGAAAGGUUUCAGGAAGAGGCCAAAAACCGAGAUCAUAGAAAACUGGGGAGGGAGCAAGAGUUGUUUUUCUUCCAUGAACUCAGCCCAGGAAGCUGUUUUUUCCUGCCUAAGGGAGCUUAUAUAUACAAUGAGCUCAUUACAUUCAUUAGGAGUGAGUACAACAAAAGAGGUUUUACAGAGGUGGUGUCUCCUAAUAUUUACAACCACAAACUGUGGCAAACAUCAGGACACUGGCAGCACUACAGUGAGAAUAUGUUUUCUUUUGAAGUGGAGAAGGAAAUCUUUGCCCUAAAACCUAUGAAUUGUCCAGGUCACUGUCUCAUGUUUGAUCAUCGGCCGCGGUCUUGGCGGGAGCUGCCAUUGCGAUAUGCUGACUUUGGAGUCCUUCAUCGUAAUGAGCUGUCGGGAGCACUGACUGGCCUGACUCGGGUCCGCAGAUUCCAACAAGAUGAUGCUCACAUUUUCUGUACCAUGGAACAGAUUGAAGCAGAAAUUAAAGGUUGCCUGGACUUCCUGCGUGCUGUCUACAAUGUCUUUGGAUUUACUUUUAAACUUGAACUUUCUACUCGCCCAGAGAAGUUUCUUGGUGAUGUUGAAGUCUGGAACAUAGCUGAGAAGCAACUUGAAAAUAGCCUCAAUGGGUUUGGUGCGAAGUGGAGUUUGAAUCCUGGUGAUGGUGCUUUUUAUGGGCCCAAGAUUGACAUAAAAAUCAAAGAUGCUAUUGGUAGAUAUCAUCAAUGUGCUACAAUUCAGUUGGAUUUCCAGUUGCCUGUCAGAUUUAACUUGACCUAUGUGAGUCAUGAUGGUGUUGACCACAAUAGGCCUGUUAUCAUUCAUCGGGCAAUCCUAGGCUCUGUGGAACGAAUGAUUGCAAUUUUGACUGAAAACUAUGGUGGCAAAUGGCCUCUCUGGCUGUCUCCACGUCAAGUAAUGGUUGUACCUGUGGGACCUACAUGUGAAGAGUAUGCACAACAGGUUCAACAGCAAUUUCAUGAUGCUGGGUUGAUGACUGAUGUUGACCUUGAUCAAGGAUGUACACUGAACAAGAAGAUCCGAAAUGCACAACUUGCUCAAUAUAACUUUAUUCUUGUGGUUGGUGAAAAAGAGAAGAGCAGUGGAACUGUAAAUGUACGCACAAGAGAUAACAAAGUGCACGGGGAGCGCACAAUAUUUGAAACUAUUCAGAGGCUUUUGCAGCACAAGAAAUGCAGAAGUAAACACGCUGAAGAGGACUUCUAAGACUUUUGGAAUCCUGCCAUAUAUACCUGUAGCCAAAUAAGCGCAGUUUCAAUUUUUUUUAUUGGGUAAGGGAAAGCAAUGAUUUCAUUCGAAGAAUCUUAGCUGCUCGGAAAUUAUCACAAACUUUGUCUGUCAGCAUGGUCAGUAAUGUUAAUUGUUGGUCAAGAAUUAGUUACUGUUUCAAUUUCCGCGUAAUGGUCAUUUAUUGCAUGAAGAUGAUUUUUGAAAAUACUUCAAAACUAUUUGUAGUUUUUUCUGUAAUUCAUUUUUCAGCAUUUUUACCAAAUACUUUGACUCUCAACUGAACAAAAGGAAUUAACGCCCCUAAUAAAAUACAUUUCCUUCAAUAUCGAUCAGUUUUUAUUGCAGUAUUGUGUUAUUGAAUUCACCUUUUUCCUUUUAUAUGUAUGAAUGGCUUCUCUCCACCAAGCUCACCUUUUAAAGGAGGAUAUGUAUAUUCUUUAUAUCCAAAUGAACUUCAGUCUUGAAGAAAAUAUUAGACUGUUGUAGUUGAAUUGCUAUUAGAUAUAAAUCUUUAAAUCUAUUUAACCGUUUAAAAACCAAAAGGCUUUUGUUUUAAAAAAUACAAAUACUGUCACUUUCUCCAACAUGUUGAGGUGUUGGCUGGCAGUGUCACAGUUUCAGCCUGUUCAGUACUCUUCCCACAUCAGUGAGUGGCAGUAGUACUUGGCAGUACUCUUCUUGAACCCAAGGAAUUUGUAACCUCUGCAUUCAAGAAAUGUCCAAAGGCAAGGGAGAAAAGUCUGUAGAUAUCUAUCCUUUAUACCUUGUGGUAGGAGGUAACCGUACCUCCCGCAUCCUCCAAUUUACACUCUGACAAAAAGCACUUUGUUGUUCAACCACAACUGGAACCAGUCUUCAAAAGGCACAACAUGCCACAAUAUGCUCAAUCUUGGAAGAGGUUAAUGGGCCAGAUGUAAUAAUGCUGCGUCCUAAACAUUUCCAGUCACACCACCAUCCCUCACUUGAGCAUAACGUGCAUUUCCCUGAAAUAGUACUCACGGGAGCAUAUUAUGUGGAUGCAAUCCAUCUUAGAGAGCAGCUGUAAUUAUCAUCCCAGACUUUGGUUCGUUUCCUUUAUAUUUCCUUGUAUCUUGAUAGUUGUAAUAUUCCUCAUGACUAUUAAUGUCAUUUGCACUGAAGAGGCUAAAGGAGGUAAGUGGUGUUAGCAGA